This is a messenger RNA of Callithrix jacchus (white-tufted-ear marmoset), 3073 nucleotides long. It is a transcript of the gene POMT1, whose product is annotated as protein O-mannosyltransferase 1. Gene Ontology annotation, biological process: protein O-linked glycosylation. Lineage: Eukaryota; Metazoa; Chordata; Mammalia; Primates; Cebidae. Gene Ontology annotation, cellular component: membrane. The record is from RefSeq and is a predicted model, not a curated record. Gene Ontology annotation, molecular function: mannosyltransferase activity.
CGCGGUGAAUCGAACGUCGAGAGGGCGGUGGGCGGUGCGGAGUGCCGAAGCGCCUUGCUCCCAGCCGUCGGCCCAGUCCGGCGAUUCCGAGGCCUUGCCAUGAGUCUUUCGCGGCUCUGCCUGGACUCGGAGAAACGCGGGGCAUCUACCUGAGCCUGCUUUUCUACAAGAUGUGGGGAUUUUUGAAGCGCCCUGUAGUGGUGACUGCCGACAUCAAUUUGCACCUUGUGGCCCUGACUGGGAUGGGGUUACUGAGCCGGCUGUGGCAGCUCACCUACCCGCGGGCCGUGGUUUUUGACGAAGUAUAUUAUGGGCAGUACAUCUCUUUUUACAUGAAACGAAUCUUCUUCUUGGACGACAGUGGACCACCAUUUGGCCACAUGGUGCUGGCCUUGGGAGGUUAUUUAGGAGGAUUCGAUGGCAAUUUUUUGUGGAACAGAAUUGGAGCAGAAUACAGUAGCAACGUGCCUGUGUGGUCUCUGCGCCUGCUGCCGGCGCUCGCUGGGGCCUUGUCAGUCCCCAUGGCCUACCAGAUAGUGUUGGAGCUCCACUUUUCUCAUUGUGCCGCCGUGGGAGCUGCUCUGUUGAUGCUUAUUGAGAAUGCUCUCAUCACGCAGUCAAGGCUAAUGCUCUUGGAAUCAGUGUUAAUAUUUUUUAAUCUAUUGGCCGUGUUGUCCUACCUGAAGUUCUUCAACUGCCAAAAGCAGAGCCCUUUUUCUCUGAGCUGGUGGUUCUGGCUGACACUGACAGGAGUCGCUUGUUCCUGUGCGGUGGGCAUCAAGUACAUGGGUGUGUUCACGUACAUGCUCAUGCUGGUUGUCGCAGCCGUCCAUGCCUGGCACCUGAUUGGAGACCAGACUUUGUCCAAUGUCCGUGUGUUCUGUCACUUGCUCGCCCGAGCAGUGGCUUUGCUGGUCAUCCCGGCCGUCCUGUACUUACUGUUUUUCUACGUCCACUUGAUUCUGCUCUUCCGCUCUGGGCCCCACGACCAAAUUAUGUCCAGUGCCUUCCAGGCCAGCUUAGAGGGAGGACUAGCUCGGAUCACCCAGGGCCAGCCGCUGGAGGUGGCCUUUGGGUCCCAGGUCACUCUGAGGAGCGUCUUUGGCAAACCAGUGCCAUGCUGGCUUCACUCCCACCAGAACACCUACCCCAUGAUAUAUGAGAACGGCCGAGGCAGCUCCCACCAGCAGCAGGUGACCUGUUACCCCUUCAAAGACGUCAAUAACUGGUGGAUUGUAAAGGAUCCCAGGAGGCACCAGCUGGUGGUGAGCAGCCCCCUGAGACCCGUGCGGCAUGGGGACAUGGUGCAGCUAGUCCACGGCAUGACCGCCCGCUCCCUGAACACGCAUGACGUUGCAGCCCCCAUGAGUCCCCAUUCACAGGAGGUCUCCUGCUAUAUCGACUAUAACAUCUCCAUGCCCGCCCAGAACCUCUGGAGACUGGAAAUUGUGAACAGAAGAUCCGACACAGAGGUCUGGAAGACAAUCCUCUCAGAGGUCCGCUUUGUGCAUGUGAACACUUCCUCUGUCUUAAAGCUGAGUGGGGCUCACCUCCCUGACUGGGGAUUUCGGCAGCUGGAGAUCGUCGGGGAGAAACUGUCCCGGGGCUACCAUGAAAGCACAGUGUGGAACGUAGAGGAGCACCGCUACGGCACGAGCCAGGAGCAAAGAGAGCGGGAAUGGGAGCUGAACUCACCUGUGCAGGUGGACGCCAGCAGGAACCUGAGCUUCAUGGCCAGAUUCUCAGAGCUGCAGUGGAGGAUGCUGGUGCUGAGAAGCGAUGACUCAGAACACAAGUACAGCUCCAGCCCACUGGAGUGGGUCACCCUGGACACCAAUAUCGCCUACUGGCUGCACCCUAGGACCAGCGCUCAGAUCCACCUACUUGGAAACAUAGUGAUCUGGGUUUCGGGCAGCCUCGCCCUAGCCAUCUACAUGCUGCUGUUCUUGUGGUACUUGCUCCGACGGCGAAGAAACGUCCACGACCUCCCCCAGGAUGCCUGGCUGCGCUGGGUGCUGGUGGGGGCGCUGUGCGCUGGUGGCUGGGCCGUGAACUACCUCCCGUUCUUCCUGAUGGAGAAGACACUCUUCCUCUACCACUACCUGCCCGCGCUCACCUUCCAGAUCCUUCUGCUCCCUGUGGUCUUGCAGCACAUCAGCGACCAUCUGUGCAGGUCCCAGCUCCAAAGGAGUGUCUUCAGCGCCCUCGUGGUGGCCUGGUACUCCUCUGCAUGCCAUGUGUCCAACACGCUGCGCCCACUCACUUAUGGGGACAAGUCACUCUCGCCAGAAGAACUCAAGGCCCUUCGCUGGAAAGACAGCUGGGACAUCUUGAUCCGAAAACACUAGAACAAGAGUGUGGCAGAGAAUGCCCUUGCUGGGGCGAGACGAGGUUGAAGGGUUUUGGUCAGUGUACCUUAAUGAGCAGGGUGCCCCCAUGCUUGGAGGAUGUGGGCCGGGCUCAGUAGGGACUCCACUGGAACGCGUGGUGGUCUCAUUCCUGAAAAGCCCUCUUAUGAGCACCUCCUUUUGUGCAGUUAAUUUUUUCUUGACAAUGAAGAACAUGUUCCCUCCGUGUCCUCCUGAGAGGCCCUGAACUAAGACACAGAGAGUGUUUCAGCGGCCAGCGUAGGAGUCAUCGAGGAAGACAGCUGAGGACCUAGGGCUAGCAGUGAAGCAAGUGACAGCCUCAUCAGACCAACACCCGGUCCUUGCUAACCACUGCAGGGUGGAGUUUGAUCUGGUGGCCCCAUCUCCUUCAUGAAUGCCCUGAAUGCCCGCCAGUGGGAGCAGUCCCACCCUGGCCCUUAGCGAGCCCGGCAGGCAUCCCUGGACGGCUCCUUGUCAGAAGAGCUGCCUGCAUGGGAACCAGGCUGGGCUUGUGUGUCAUUUUCUGACGGCAUCGAGGCUGGCCCUCUGCACUAUGCCAUGCAGAAACCCUCCCACCUGAGAUGCCACUGAGAUGUGGCUGAGUAGCAUCUUCCUCCCUCCAUGGCCAAGGUCUGUGUCAUCCAUACAGCUCCUUGCCCCUACUUUGUCUUUUUUAUUGUAAUUUAAAAAGGGACAAACUGGCA